Drosophila bipectinata is the source of this 1190-nucleotide messenger RNA. RefSeq names its product beta-1,4-galactosyltransferase 7 (gene beta4GalT7). Gene Ontology annotation, cellular component: Golgi apparatus. NCBI's taxonomy places the organism in Eukaryota, Metazoa, Arthropoda, Insecta, Diptera, Drosophilidae. The record is from RefSeq and is a predicted model, not a curated record. Gene Ontology annotation, biological process: proteoglycan biosynthetic process; carbohydrate metabolic process. Gene Ontology annotation, molecular function: xylosylprotein 4-beta-galactosyltransferase activity.
UCGCUACAUCGUAAUUCCCGUUUUUCCCAUCCCUAGUGUCCCCAGCUGACAAAAUAUUGUUAUUUUCCGCUCAUGACCUGACACCGGCGUUUUGACUGAUUGCUCUGGAUUAUUAGCACACCAAAUGGUGACCAUCUCCACCGUCAACUGGCUCUUCGUCUGCGGACUGACGUUCUGCCUGGGCGGAAUCGCGGUUCUCAGUUUCAUGCCACUGGGAUCAGAUUGCAUAUGCCCGCUCUCCAAUCCCUCGACGAGGCCAGCAGGCAGUGGAGGCGCUGCACCAGAUACUUCUAGAGAUACGCAACAGGCGGCAAAGCAGGAAAAUGUCCCAAAAUCGCACGGAGAUCACAAAAUGGCCUUACUGGUACCGUUCCGCGAUAGAUUCGAGGAACUUCUGCAGUUCGUGCCCCACAUAACAAAGUUCCUCAAACGUCAGAAUGUGGCGCACCACAUAUUUGUUUUGAACCAGGUGGAUCGAUACCGAUUCAACCGCGCCUCCCUUAUCAACGUGGGCUUCCAGUUUACCAGUAAUGUCUAUGACUACAUUGCCAUGCACGACGUGGAUCUUUUGCCGAUGAAUGACGAUCUGCGAUACGAGUAUCCUAGUGAUCUGGGACCGUUGCACAUUGCCGGCCCCAAGCUGCAUCCAAAGUACCACUAUGAGAACUUUGUGGGGGGUAUACUCUUGGUGCGCCGGGAGCAGUUUCAGAAGAUGAACGGCAUGUCCAAUCAAUACUGGGGCUGGGGACUAGAGGACGAUGAGUUCUUUGUCCGCAUCCGGGAUGCAGGGUUGAGAGUCACUCGACCGGAGAACAUAAAGACUGGCACAAACAAUACGUUUAGCCAUAUCCAUAAUCGCCAUCAUCGAAAGCGCGACACACAAAAGUGCUUCAAUCAGAAGGAGAUGACUCGCAAGAGGGACCACAAGACGGGCCUAAACAAUGUCCAAUACAAGGUUCUGAAGGUCCACGAAUUGACCAUCGACGAGGUGGAUGUAACCAUACUUAACAUAUUGCUCGAAUGUGAUCUAAAUAAAACGCCGUGGUGCGACUGCUCUGGAACAGCUGCGGCUGCCUCGGCCGUACAGACCUGAGAAGAGGUUGAAACCAACGAACUUGCAUUUCCUAGUCCAAACCUAUGUUUAUUCUGCUAUGUUUUGUAGUUAAAUGUACGAAAAAAAAUACUCUUAA